Molecule: messenger RNA, 1569 nt
Organism: Serpula lacrymans var. lacrymans S7.9
Lineage: Eukaryota; Fungi; Basidiomycota; Agaricomycetes; Boletales; Serpulaceae
Exons: 4
Coding region: 1-1569 (522 amino acids)
Source: RefSeq, a predicted model, not a curated record
AUGCGGUUCAAGAUAUGCACCAGUCCGCCUUUGCCUGACCUCAAGGCUUGGUUUGCUGUUGAGCUCAAUGAGAAGACAAGAACGAUAUGGGAUUUAAAACAUGUCUUGCUCUCUGACCUCCAUGUUCUCCAGGACUAUCAAGCUAAGGAUGGAAUAUCCUUGUCCAUGGACGGGUUUGAGCUUUUAGACGAGACUCCUAUCAACAUUCUGCGAGAUGGUGAUUUGGUAGAUAUCAAACUCGACACAGUCUCCUCGAGACCACUUGCUAAAGAACCACUUGCCCAUGUCACAGGCAAGACCAAGCAGGCCAUCAAGGAUUCACACUCAACAGACCUACCCGCAAAGCGAAAACGCUAUGAAACCAGCUCAUCCGAAUCUUCCGAAUCGUCAGGAAGCUCCUCAGAGUCGAGCACAACAUCUGAUUCGUCGAGCUCUAGUUCAUCCGACGCCUCUUCCGAGUCAGAAUCCGAUUCUGACGAUGCCGGUCAUUUUCGUGUAGAGGCCACCUCUAAACUUACUCGCCCUUUUGAGAAGGAACUUGUACGCUCUUCAAAGACCGACUCUUCCAAGACUGUGCUCCCCAAAGCGGUACCCCCAGGAUUUGGCAAACCUGCUACGCGUAGCCGCAACUUGCGCCGACGGCGAAAGAGACUACAUGAAUCUGAACAUAAUCCGGAGACAGGCCCUCCACUUGGAACGUCUUCUGCGAAUGCCAUACCUAUUGGCGAGGGAGUAGAGUAUAGUGAAACCAUAAACGAUACCAUCGAAGAUGAGUUGGAUGAAUCCGCACCUUCUACGACUCCACAACUCAUGAUGUUAUCGUACCGGAACAAAAACAAGAAGAAAGGUUUCAGACAGCUCAUCACAAAACCACUACCGCAGAAAAUUAGAUUUGAUGCUGGAAUCGAGGCUAUAGAUGUUAACACUACCAUUCCUCCCGCGCCUCCUGCACCAAUAAUGGACCAAUAUGUAUCUGAGGAGAACACUGCUGUUGCACCGUCACUCCCCCAUCUGAUUCCUCCAUCCGAGAGGCAACACCUGCCAAGCAACUUAUUCGUUACAUUUGUCGACGUGGAAGAGGGCUUGAACCCAAAAAAGAAGAAAAAGACACAGCACCGACGUGAUCAGGUGUCUCUCGAACAACACAAUACCUACGAGCCUCAGCAAGACGUGCUGGAUUACGGGUGUCCACAAGAUUCAAAUGCGGUUCCGCAGAACUCUAUCAAUCCGAUGCCUGUUUCCCAUUCACCCAAAGACCCCAGCAUUGCAUAUAUAGAAAAACAUUGGCCAUCGUUUGUCCGAGUGACCGAAAAAUCGCAAUUACAGCCCGAGACCUUAGUGGGUUGGAAGGCUCUUGCCGUCAAUCCUUUGACGUGUACUCCUGAGAUGCUCCUGACACUUGGGCAUAUCACUGAAAUUGAUGACGCACAUGUCAAGGUACAACUAAUCCAUCGGCCCGCGCAAACUUCAUUCGGGGGUAUGCUGGAUGACAGUGAGGGGACUUCGGAAGAGACGUUCAUUUGGGAGGAUGUUUUUGCAUUAGACUGGAAAAGCAUAAUAGAUGUCUGA